AUGUCGAGGCGGACUCUGUCUGCCGCCUUCACCCACAAUGGCGCCCUCGAGGGCCUGACCCGGCGGAUAGCAGCCACGACACAGCAGAGGACAUUCGCAACGACAUCGAGACGAGAUGUCAAGCACAUCACAAAGUUCACGCCGACGUCGUCGUCCGAGCUCGACCAGCUGCUCGAGACGAUGCGGCAGAAGAUCAUCCUGCCGUCCUUCCUGCCCGCAGAGCAGAGGUCCAAGCUGUACGACCCCAAGUGGGAGCAGCGCCUCAAGUCGGACCCCAUCACCAUCGAGAUUGACGGCGAGAUCCUCAAAUUCUACCACCAGAACCCGCUCAAAGGCGACAUCCCCGAGACGAAGCGCACGUUCCGCGAGAUUGUGUACCGCCUCAAGACGCCCGAGGACUUUGCCAACCUGCGACCCUUGCUCGAGGGCCUGCACCAGGCCGGCCGCAAGCUCAACCACGUGACCUGGGCCCAGCUCACGCGCAUCGUCUGCGAGCGGGGGCAGCACCUGGAGCUGCUCGAGUGCGCGCGCAGCGUCAAGCGCACGGGAUUCCGGCUCGGCCUCCUGCACGAGGUCGUCCUCCGGCUGCUCACGGCGGUGCAGAUGGACGCCGUCGACGCCGGCUGGAGCACCUCGGCGACCAGGGCGGCCCUCCGCCGCGCAGAGAUGGUCCUCGAGAUGCUCGAGACCGAGGAGCACCAGCGCGCCAAGGACAUCCCCGCGGGCUCGAUACCGCUGCAGUCCACGCCCAUGGUCAUCCUGGCCCCGAUGCACCUCGCCGCGGCGCUCGGCGACGUGGACAAGACGACAAAGUUUGCCCGGGACCUCGUGCGCGUGUGGCCCUCGGCGGACAAGCCGCUCGCCGUGGCCCAGCAGGAGGUGACGGUGGACGCCAACAAGACCAUGGAGAGCAAGAGCGUGAGGCUGAUGUUCCUGGCCCCCCUGGCGCACGGCCUGCAGCGUGCCGCGGGCCUGGUCGAGGAUGCGGCCCUGCGCGAGCAGUUGCAGGCCCGCGCGGACGCCCUGACCAGCGAGGUCGAGGCGCUCAGCCAGCAGUGCGAGAAGGAAAAAGUCGGCCACAAGUUUUACCAGCGGGUUUUCGAGCAGAAGGCAGAGGCGGAGAAGUAG
Molecule: messenger RNA, 1128 nt
Organism: Microdochium trichocladiopsis
Lineage: Eukaryota; Fungi; Ascomycota; Sordariomycetes; Xylariales; Microdochiaceae
Exons: 2
Coding region: 1-1128 (375 amino acids)
Source: RefSeq, a predicted model, not a curated record